Messenger RNA from Panonychus citri (citrus red mite), 2350 nucleotides. It is a transcript of the gene Tsr1, whose product is annotated as pre-rRNA-processing protein TSR1 homolog. Gene Ontology annotation, biological process: ribosome biogenesis; maturation of SSU-rRNA from tricistronic rRNA transcript (SSU-rRNA, 5.8S rRNA, LSU-rRNA); endonucleolytic cleavage of tricistronic rRNA transcript (SSU-rRNA, 5.8S rRNA, LSU-rRNA). The coding region runs from base 1 to 2283 and encodes 760 amino acids. Gene Ontology annotation, molecular function: U3 snoRNA binding; GTP binding; GTPase activity. The transcript has 2 exons. The record is from RefSeq and is a predicted model, not a curated record. NCBI's taxonomy places the organism in Eukaryota, Metazoa, Arthropoda, Arachnida, Trombidiformes, Tetranychidae. Gene Ontology annotation, cellular component: preribosome, small subunit precursor; nucleus.
AUGGCAGUUGAAAAGGUGGAUGUUAAACAGAAAUCAUGGAAAGCGAGACAACAAUCGAAAAGAGUCCAAAGACGCAACCAGAUGAGCCAAUUGAGGAAAAAGAAACGUGAAGCCAUUUUGAAUAAGAAAAGAAAAAUUGGUUACGAUAAUUGUCCACCGAUUUUGGUCACUCUGUUCAACAAUAGUAGUUCAUCAAUCGAAGAUUUUCUUGAUUAUCUGGAGAAAUGUGGACAAGAUUUAAUCAUUGAUCGCUCUCAACAAGGUUCAUUCUUUGUGACUAUUCCCCGAUUUAAGGUUCGAUAUCAAUUUUUGUACCCAUCGGAUGAUCUUUACUACAAUUUGGAUGCUGCUAAAGUAUCUGAUUUACUUUUGAUAAUUCAUCCUGUUGAUGCCGAUGAGGAAUAUUCAUUAACCACUAAUGAAAAUCUUAAUAGUAUUUACUAUCAUUGUUUACCAACCACAAUGCACAUUGUUUGUGGAUUAGAAGAAAUCAAUAAUAAACAAAGAGCGGCAGUUAAAAAGAAUAUCCAAAAAGCGAUAGAUGCUCGAUUUCCCGACGAGAAGGUUCAUAAAAUUGACACAACAACUGAGAUUUUACAAUUGUUACAAUUGGUUUGUAAUUGUAAGAAAAGGAAAGUCGCUCUUCAUAGUCAUCACUCUUUGAUUUUAGCAGAUAAAUUUGAUUAUAACGAAAAAGAUCAAUUGCUUAAGGUCUACGGUUAUCUUCGUCAUAAUAAGUUAGAUGCGAACGGAUUAAUUCAUAUUCCAGGAUGGAAAAAUUUCCAAAUGAAAUCGAUCACUUUACUUGAUGAUCCAAGGCCAUUGCAAAAUAACAACCGAAAUCCCGCUCGACAAAUGGACGCUAUUAAAACCGAUACGAUUCUCAGACCAGAUCCACUGAAACAAGAAUGUUUGGAAUCGGAAAAUGAACCUGAUCCCAUGGCAGGGGAACAAACUUGGCCUACACCAGAAGAAUUGGCCGAAGCAACGGAUAAGGCUAAAAAGAAAGUGGUCAAGGUUCCUAAAGGAACAUCCGACUAUCAGGCUGCUUGGAUAAUUGACCCUAAUGAAGAAAACGAUAAGAAUGACUCUAAAUCGACUCUUGAUUCGGACUCAGAUUGUGAUGACGAGGAUUAUGAAGGUGAACAGCCAGUCGAUGAUAAAGAUAGUGACGAUGAAAUCGAAGGCGACCCAGAAGAAGAAGAAUUUGAGACGAUGACAAUUGGUGAAACCGGUGAAGGCGAUUAUGAUGAGAAAAUGGACAUAGAAGAGGAAGAAAAAGCUCUGACCAAAUUCCGUGAAGCUCGAGAAAACGAAUUGUUCCCUGAUGAGAUCGACACACCAACCGAUGUUGAAGCUCGUCAACGAUUUGCUCGCUACAGAGGAUUGAAAAGUUUCAUUCACUCUCCAUGGAAUCCAAAAGAAAAUCUUCCAGAUGAUUAUAGCAAAAUCUUUCAAUUUGCUAACUUUGAUCAUUCUCGUAAACAUAUAAUCAAACAAUUUAAAGAAGAAAGUCUCACCGAAGCACCAGCAGGAUCUUAUGUUGAGAUUGUAUUGGAAAAGGUUCCAAUUGAAUUAGUUGAAUAUUAUCAACAAUCAACUAAAUCCAAUCCAUUGGUAUUAGUUGGUAUUUUACCCUACGAACAGAAAAUGUCUUUGAUGAAUGUUGUCCUUCGUCGAGUUAAUUGCGAGGAAGAUGAGGAACCAAUCAAGUCCAAAGAUGAGUUAAUCAUCCACCUUGGUUUUCGUCGUUUUGUAACUCGACCCAUUUACUCUGCUCAUACUAAUGGAGAUAAAUUUAAAUUCGAGAGAUUUUUCCCCACCAGCGGAUCAGUCGUGGCUUCUUUCUAUGCCCCGAUCACUUUUCCACCCGCUUCCGCUGUUGCCUACAAGAGAAACAAAGAUGGAACCCAGAAAUUAGUCGCAAUCGGAUCUUUACUCAACAUUAAUCCAGAUCGAGUUGUCGUUAAACGGAUCAGAAUAAGUGGCCAUCCUUUCAAAGUCGUCGGUAAAUCGGCCGUUGUGAGGUACAUGUUCUUCAAUCGAGAAGAUAUCAAGUGGUUCCAACCAGUCGAGUUAAGGUCUAAAUAUGGUCGCCAUGGUCACAUUAAGGAACCUUUGGGAACUCAUGGGCACAUGAAAUGUAUUUUCGAUCGCCCCCUGACCUCUAAUGACACCGUUUUAAUGAAUUUGUAUAAAAGAGUUUUUCCAAAAUGGUGUUUCGAUGAGACUGUCGAGAAACCGAAAUCAAUUACAAUGGAUUCUAAUCAAUUAGAUGAGUAAAUGAAUAAAUUGAGUUGUGUAUAAAUUGUGGAUGAAAAAGAAAUUAAAUGAAACAUUGAAAACAGAA